Strongyloides ratti is the source of this 1149-nucleotide messenger RNA. RefSeq names its product DnaJ homolog subfamily B member 9. The record is from RefSeq and is a predicted model, not a curated record. Bases 1 to 1149 code for a protein of 382 amino acids. NCBI's taxonomy places the organism in Eukaryota, Metazoa, Nematoda, Chromadorea, Rhabditida, Strongyloididae. The transcript is spliced from 2 exons.
AUGGUAAAUAAAAAUUCAUCUUUAAGUAUUGCAAAAAAUACUAGUGCUGACUAUUAUAAGUUGUUAGGUGUUGAAAAAACGGCAACUGAGGCAGAUAUUAAAAAUGCAUAUAGGAAAUUAGCCUUAAAAUAUCAUCCUGAUAGAAAUCCAAAUGAUGUUCAUGCUCAAGAAAUGUUUAAAGAGAUAUCUGUUGCCUAUUCUAUAUUAUCAGAUCCAAAUCGUCGUCGACAAUAUGAUAUAUCUGGACCAAGUGAAACAGCUUUGGAUUUUGAUGGAGUAGAUCUCAGUAAUGAUAUUGGAGCUGUAGGACGCGUAUUUGGUGCAUUAUUUUCAAAACUUGGUGUUCCUAUUCCAACAGUUGUACCGGCAAAAAUUCUUGGCCAAGCAAAAGAGAUAUGUUGUGGUGAAUCAGGAUCACCAACUGUAACAUUAUUAGAACCAGGAAAAUUAGUUGAUGGAUCUGUUAAUAAACAAGAAGGGAACUUUUACAAAUUUACAGUAACAGAAGCAGAUCAAAAACAAGGAAUUAUUGUAAGAGUAUCAUCAGCAUCAAUGUCUAAAUUUAAAUUAAUUAUAUUUGAUAAAGAUGGUGGUGUUAGGCAAAUUCAAGAAUCUCAGAAAAAACGAAAUUGUACUUCUGCUGAACUUUUUUAUGUACCUUUUGAUCGUAUUCAUAUAGGGGAUUUUGUUCCAUUAAAACAUUAUAUGGAAUACAAAGAAGCACCACAAGCUUUUCAUUAUCUAGACGGUUUAGAACCACGAGAAAGUUUUCCCCUAAGAUUAGGUGACCAAAUUAUUUGUGUUUAUGGGGAUCAAUUUUUAACAAGAACAAAAUACUCAGUUCAAAUUCUUCCAUUAAAUGAAGAAUGUACUGAAACUAUUCAAAAUAUUCGUAAUCUAGAAACAACAUUAACAUCGAAAAAAGCAGAAAUGGCAAAAUUUGAGAAUGAAUAUACGGAAGCCAAGAAACGUUUUGAAGAAGCUAAACAAAAACUAAAAGAAGAGGACAAAUUUAUUUCAGAAUCUUUAAAGAGUAGAGAUAAAUUAUAUGAUGAACUUUUUGAAAAUUGUCAAAAACCAUUUGCUGAUAAAACCAUAUCAAAUGGAAGGAAAGGUUCUAAAUCUUUUUUUGGUGCUAUUUUUUCAUAA